This is a messenger RNA of Gongylonema pulchrum, 384 nucleotides long. The record is from the annotation of a GenBank genome assembly. NCBI's taxonomy places the organism in Eukaryota, Metazoa, Nematoda, Chromadorea, Rhabditida, Gongylonematidae.
AUGGAAGUAUUAGUUUUAAUCAUGUUUCGGAUGAGCAGUUGGCUUCCAUGCGGUACACCCAGGAUGAUCGAGAGAACAUCGGCGGGACGGCUCAAGCUACGCCUGGGACAUAUUGGUGCAUUCGGAGAGCUUCCCAACGAGGAUAAAAUGCUUAAUGUCUCACUGGAAGACCUGCAUGAAACGGGAGUGAUUGGAAAAGAUCUGGAUAUCGAGAUCAUAUCCAUACCAGGCUGUGGCGAAUCUUUCCAGGGUGUAGCGGUUGCUGCCGAAAUGUAUUACAAGCAGCAGAUGCGGGCAUUUAUUGGACCGUAUUGUCCUUCAGGUCUGAUAUUUCAGAUUUCUUUGCUGAAUUGGAAAAGCUCGGAGCACAGAAGUCUGUUUUAG